This is a messenger RNA of Synchiropus splendidus (mandarinfish), 2604 nucleotides long. RefSeq names its product spartin b (gene spartb). The record is from RefSeq and is a predicted model, not a curated record. Lineage: Eukaryota; Metazoa; Chordata; Actinopteri; Syngnathiformes; Callionymidae. The coding region runs from base 183 to 1955 and encodes 590 amino acids. The transcript has 8 exons. Gene Ontology annotation, cellular component: plasma membrane. Gene Ontology annotation, biological process: negative regulation of BMP signaling pathway; cell division.
ACGGAUAUGACGUGUGGGUACGGGCCCUCGUGACGCGUAUGCGCUUACAUCAUUAAUCUACGGUGUUUGGCGUCAGAGUUCAUUGAUGGACCACUUUCACAGCCUUGUGUAACUGCACUGGGUGUGUACUUUAAAUUUCCGGUUAGUAUUAAUCCACCAAGCGACUGCUCCGAGAAGGCAAUAUGGAGAAAGCCAACCAGGCGGCCUUUGACAACGCCAGACUGGAGGUGAUCAAGGAUGGCUACAAGCGAGGAUUUGAAUGUAUCAAUAAAGGGCUCACCGCUGAUGAGAAAGGAGACAAGACGCAGGCUCUGGAGCUUUACAAGAAAGGCCGACAGCACCUUCUCAGGGGUAUUAGCGUGCCGUCCGCGGGGGACGACUGUGUAGGCAGCGCCUGGGCUUCAGCGCGAGAGAUGCAGCAGAAGAUGCAGGAGACUCUCAGCAACAUCACAACGCGUCUGGCCAUCUUGGAGACCAACUCUGAUCAAGGUCAAGAAGCGGUGUCUUCUCUUGCAGCCUCAGGAAACAUCUAUCCAAAAAUCCCUCCUCAGCCAGCUCCACCAAGUCUACCUGAGGGAAAGGCACUCAAUAUAGGCCUCAAUAUUCCUCCUUCCUGUCCCACUCCCUCCAGGCCCUCUGAGCAGCCUCCAGCUUACUCUCCUCACGCAGCAGACGGUCAUGUCUCCAUCUCAUAUGGGACGGAAUCAGGGGAGCUGUCACUGGUUGGGGAAGAGUUCUACUCCCACAACUCCAGUCCAUCGCCACAGAGCGUGGGAGAAGAUGCAGAUCAACUCCUCUACAUUCCACAUGGGGUUCAGAUAUUCUUUGUGACUCCAGACGGGCAAGUGAGCGCCCCAUCUUACCCUGGAUACCUUCGGCUGGUCAAGUUCACCAGCGAUCCCUCGGAGCGGAUGCCUAACAGGCCGCCAGCAUUUCUGCAGGUGUGUGACUGGCUGUAUCCCCUCAUGUCCCUGGACUCCCCGGUGCUGCUGUGCAACACCGGCGUCUUCAUGUUUCCUGACAUGAUGGCCGCAGUUCCUGGUUAUUACGUUGGAGUGGUGCUUUCGUCCGAGCUGCCUCCCACUGACAGAGAACUGUUCCGCGAUCUGCUCUCACAGAUGACUGACCUCAGGAUUCAGGCUCCAGAUGAAGCUGCAAGCGGCAUCGAUCUGAGCCAAACUGUGCCUGUUGCCCCUCCUGAGGUAGUGCCCUUGCCAGAGAAGACACCUGAGGAGGAGGAGGAGGAGGCAGCAGAGGGGAAAAGUCUGCCCGAGUGGAGCGAGAAGGUGGCAAGUGGGAUCCUGACUGGGGCCUCCUGGUUGAGUUGGGGUUUGGUGAAAGGAGCUGAGUUCACCGGCAUGGCCAUCCACAAGGGGGCAUCUAAACUGCGAGAGCACAUCACACCGGAGGACCAGCCCACGCACGUCAGCCCCACAGUCACCAAAGGCCUCCAUGUGGCCAAGCAGGCGACGGGGGGAGCUGUCAAAGUCAGCCAGUUUCUCGUGGACGGAGUUUGUAGUAUUGCCAACUGCGUGGGCCGAGAGCUGGCACCACACGUGAAGAAACAUGGAGUCAAACUCAUCCCUGAGUCCAUGAAGAAGGAUAAGAAUGGACGUUCCAACAUCGAUGGGGCCAUGGUGGUGGCAGCGAGUGGCGUGCAAGGGUUUGCCACGAUGUGGACAGGUUUGGAGGUGGCUGCCAAAAACAUCGCCACAAGUGUAGCAUCAGAGACCGUCACCACUGUCAAGCACAAGUAUGGCGCCGCGGCUGGACAGGCCACAGAUCACGCCGUCAACUCGGCCAUCAACGUCGGCAUCACCGCCUUCAACAUCGACAACCUCGGGGUCAAAGCUGUGGUGAAAAAAACUGGCAAGCAAACUGCCAAGGCCAUUUUGGAAGACUACAAGCUCCCGGAUAAAUCAGACAAUGAGAAGAGCGUGGAGAAACACAAGUAGUUCUCUCCCUUCUCACCGCCUUUAACGCCUUAAUGCUACUUUAUACUGUCAUGUAAACAGGUAUCUAUUUCUGUGAUUACUACUGUGAUGCUGCUGCACUUUACUUAGUUUAAAGCUCUUUGACGAACAGGAAGUAUAAAACCAAAUCAUGUUUUUAUCUCGACUUUUGAAGGUGCAACUUUAGCUUUACUGUAACAAGCUUUAAAUAUCGCAAUGGUACUUUCACUAACCUGUGUGUUUACCUUUUUCUAAUGAGUGCGAUUUAUCUGCUUCUAAUAAGGAAUUAAUAAUGUUUAUUUUUAAUAAUAACUUCCCACUGUGCCUACAUUUGUCAUAAAUUAUGCAAAUAUAAUAUAAAUACAUAUAUAAUUGGAUGACUUUUUAAAGUAGUUGGACCAUUGACUUGUGGAGUUAUUGAUGAUUUUUUGUGUGUCUGUCACGAGCAGGGAUGUCAUUGUUCAGUGUAGUGGGUUCCGUCCAAAUUGGUCCAAGUCUUUCAGUUGAAUAUCACCAGCUUAGGUGUCUGACUUGAUAUGUGUGUGUUGAUGUGUGGACAAUGUGUUUCUGGUUCUCCGUCAGUCUUUUUUUCUUAUCAGAAUUUAACACUGGAGGCUAACCUAAACAAAAUAAACAACAUUUUUGGAAAAUC